This is a messenger RNA of Xiphophorus hellerii (green swordtail), 2063 nucleotides long. It is a transcript of the gene usp18, whose product is annotated as ubiquitin specific peptidase 18. The transcript is spliced from 10 exons. The record is from RefSeq and is a predicted model, not a curated record. Gene Ontology annotation, cellular component: nucleus; cytosol. Gene Ontology annotation, biological process: protein deubiquitination. Bases 324 to 1454 code for a protein of 376 amino acids. Gene Ontology annotation, molecular function: cysteine-type deubiquitinase activity. NCBI's taxonomy places the organism in Eukaryota, Metazoa, Chordata, Actinopteri, Cyprinodontiformes, Poeciliidae.
UUCUAGAAAAUUUCUGAGAUCAAUUUCAAAAUUUCUGUUUUUUGGCGGACAUUUACUCCUUUUUCCUAUAAUGUCCCUGAUAAAAAGCUCUUUAUGUGUUGAUUUUGUACGUUUUUAUCCUUAAACCUCAACUCGGCUCAUUUGGUUCCGCUUAUCUUCCAUAUUGCCCCUCAGCGGGAAAUAAACGCAAAGUUUUCCACGCGUGGAUGUGACGAACCAGAACAUCCAGCAGCGUGACCAGUGGUCAUAAUGUUUUGCCUGAUCGGCGCAGUUUUUAAGUUUCGUUUUCAGGGAAGCGAAGAAGAACGAAAGUAUCGCAGCUGAUGCUGACGGACCGGACACAGAACCCAGCUGAUCCGACAAAAACGGCUGAUCGUUUUCUGGUUCGGAACCUCGAACCGAACCGAACAGAUAAAAGUUCCGCUCCGAUGUCUGUCUUCUGGAUAGCCGAGCAUUUUUUGAGACUGAGCCUUCUGGGUCGCAGGGAGUUCGAGAUGAGAGGCCUCCUUAACUACUAUCUGUCCUGCUGUGUCAACACUUUGCUGCAGACCCUCAACGCCACCUGGGAACUGGCAGACAUAUUAGAAAAGUGGAAAUCCGCCGGUGUGAGAGCAGAAGAUAAUGUUCCCUUCCAGCUAAAGCGGAUCCUGAAGAUGAUGCAGGAAGACCUUCCUCAUCCCGCUCCUCAUAUGGACUUCCUCCGCUGCUUGGACAGAAACCGCAUCCGGCUGAGUAUGCAGCACGAUGCAGACGAAGUUUUCUUCUCCAUUCUGGAUUUCAUUCAGCGGCAAAUGGAUGACCGGACUCUGGCUCUUGAAAUCCAGAAUUUGUAUAAGAUUUCAGUGGAAACACAGGUGCAAUGUUUGGAGUGUAACAACGUUCAAACGCUGAACAGUCACCUGCUCAGCCUGCCGCUACACAUAAAGGAAGACCGAAACUCUCUGAAGGACUGCGUGAUCUCCUUCUUCGAGCAGCAGGAGCUGCGGGGAAUUGACUGCUGCUUUUGUGCACAGUGUGAAGCCAAGACGCCAACCAAACAGGGUGUCAAGCUUUGCUCUCUGCCUCAAAUCUUGUGCAUACAAUUGAAACGCUUCAGAAAUAUACGUGGACUCACCCGAAAACUCAACUGUAGAGUCACUUUCCCAGAAACAUUCAACUUCUCUGAGUUUCAGAGAGAAACCUUCUCUUCACACUUUACCCAGCAGAAUGACUGCAGGUAUACUUUAUAUGCGGUGGUUGUGCAUUAUGGCGAUGCAAUGUGUGGACAUUACACCGCUUAUGUCCGCCACAGAGUGAGCAACCGCUGGUAUUAUGCAGAUGACAGCCGUGUUUCUCAAUCCUCUUGGGAAGAUGUGCAGAAAACUGAAGGACAUCACUACAGAGGGACUGCAUAUAUGCUAAUGUACAGAAAAGAUCCAAAAGAAGACAACCAACAACCGGAUCUGUCUGGCUGAAGCAUUAGAAGAAGAAAAGUUGAUGAUGCAACAUAGAAAAUUAUAAAUUAUUUACAAAUGGUUUGUGGUGUUUUUAUUAUCUUUUAUUGACAGAUUAUAUUUGUUAAAUAUUGUUAACCAUUUAAGGAAGCUUGUCAGGAUUGUAAACACACCAACUGUUUGUGACAAAGGCCAGAAGAUGGCGCUCCAGCAUUAAAGUAUGUGACGUCCACAGUACAGGGGAGAUUUUAAGGAAACUUCAGCAAUAAGACUCAUUUUUAUGUUUGUAGGGUUAAUAUGUUAAUAUCUGAUUAAAUAUAUUUGUAUUUAAAUUUCUUUUGAUCACACAAGCUUUAUUUUAACCAGUAUUGUGAAAAUUAUUGAUUAUUAUACUUUUUAAAGGUUAACAGAAGUUAUUGAUGUGAGACAAAACAGUCAACUUCACAAAAACCGGUGCUUUUUAUUCUGCUUUUCUCAGUUCUGGGGUUCCUCAGGGAUCAAUGUUGGGUUCCCUGCUUUAUGUUUUCUACAUGCUUUUCUUGGGUCUGUUAUUUCAUCGCUCUGGUUAAUAUUCAGAUCAAUUUACAGAAUUAAUGUUGCAAUUAAAAUCCAUGAUGAAAUUAACAAAAA